This is a messenger RNA of Selaginella moellendorffii, 2164 nucleotides long. RefSeq names its product cysteine synthase 2. Gene Ontology annotation, molecular function: cysteine synthase activity. The record is from RefSeq and is a predicted model, not a curated record. The transcript has 6 exons. The coding region runs from base 310 to 1620 and encodes 436 amino acids. NCBI's taxonomy places the organism in Eukaryota, Viridiplantae, Streptophyta, Lycopodiopsida, Selaginellales, Selaginellaceae. Gene Ontology annotation, cellular component: cytoplasm.
UGAUGCCACUGCUGCUGGUGGUGAAGGAGGAGAACAAAUACCAAAGCCCGAGGAUCCGCUCAAGCUCCCAGUCCUUGCGAGAAAAUCCAUGGCUCCUCCUGGAGGAUUUGACAGCAUGCCGACUUUCGAGACUAUGAAACAAGCCACGAGAACGAAGAGAUUACAUCUUCCAUCGUAUUCCAAGCGCCUCAGGCAAGAGCGACGGAACCAAGAAAUCCAGGCCGUCCAAUACCUGGGAUAGAUUAAAUUCUCUUUAUUGCGAUCUUUGUACAUUUGCCCGUUAAAUUCCACCAAAUGUUUUAGGUCAGUAUGAGGAAGCUCGCGAUCGCGGUGGUGAUCUCCGGAGGAGCUCUCGUCAUUGGCGCCAUCGCGAUUGUGCACUCCAGUCGGCGGCGGCGUCGCAGCUCUCAGAUCGUGUGGAGCGCGGCGCAUUGCGAUCGGCAACACGCGCACGGGAUUCUGGGAGCUGUCGGCAACACGCCGCUGGUGAAAAUUCGGAGUUUGUCCGAGGCAACAGGCUGCGAGGUUUAUGCCAAAGCGGAGUUUCUAAAUCCUGGAGGAAGUAUCAAAGAUCGAGUAGCUGUGAAAAUCAUCAAAGAGGCUUUGCAAUCCGGAAAGCUACGUCCUGGAGGUGUGGUCACCGAAGGAAGCGCUGGAAGCACUGCCAUUAGCCUGGCUAUGGUUGCCGUGGCGUGUGGUUGCAAGUGCCAUGUAGUGAUUCCAGAUGAUGCAGCAAUCGAAAAGGCUCAACUUCUGGAAGCGCUAGGUGCCACUGUGGAGAGAGUUCGACCGGUUUCCAUAACGCAUAAGGACCACUUCGUAAACAUUGCACGACGAAGAGCACAGGAAGCUGAAGCAAAGUACAAAGAGCGAAUGAUCGUUUGCCCCUUCGAUAAAAAUGACAAGAAUCCAACGAAAAAUGGUACACAUAUCGUCGACAGCAAAGAUGAAGCGCAAGGGGGAUAUUUUGCUGACCAGUUUGAGAACCUGGCAAACUUUCGGGCUCAUUACCAAGGAACGGGGCCAGAAAUAUGGAAGCAAACUGGAGGCAAAGUUGAUGCUUUUGUAGCGGCAUCUGGCACCGGUGGCACAAUCGCGGGCAUUACAUGCUAUCUCAAGGUAAUUUCCCAGCUGCAUUUGUCAAAGAGAUCUUUUUCCUUCUUGCAGGAUCAAAGGCCAGAAGUCAAGUGUUACUUGAUAGACCCGCCUGGUUCUGGACUUUAUAACAGGGUUUCAAGAGGUGUCCUGUAUGCUAGAGAAGAAGCAGAAGGAAAGAGACUCAAAAAUCCAUUCGAUACCAUAACGGAGGGAAUUGGCAUCAACCGUCUGACGAAAAAUUUCCUUUUGGCUAAACUUGAUGGAGCCAUCCGAGGCACUGACAAGGAAGCCGUAGAGAUGUCGAGGUUCUUAUUGAGAGAGGAUGGAAUCUUCGUCGGCAGCUCCUCGGCGAUGAACUGCGUAGGCGCUGUGCGGGUUGCUCGCUUGCUUGGUCCCGGCCACACCAUCGUCACCAUUCUUUGCGAUAGUGGUUCACGCCAUCUGAGCAAGUUCUACAAUUCAGACUAUCUAUCAACUCAUGGCCUCCUUCCUACUGCAAAGGGAUUGGAAUUCCUCGUAUAAGGAUCAUAUAUUCUGUAGUCCUGACACACUUGCGACUGUGUCUUAAUGCUCUUGGCUUCUGACGGUGAGUCAGUUCGGCUUUCGGUGACAAUCUCCUGUGAACCGCAUACUCUGGUGCCAUAUAUCCGCUGCAAAACGACGUAAGUCUGUCAACCAUAUCAUCCACUAGAAGAGAACUUACAAUGUUCCAGCCACUUUUGAGACGCCAUACUCUCCAUCCAGAUCGAAGAGCUUGGAGAGGCCAAAGUCCGAUAUCUUUGGCUGUAACUUGGCAUCGAGGAGAACGUUGCUGGCCUUGAUGUCCCUGUGGAUUAUCUGAAAGUGUGAUUCCUCGUGCAGGUAAGCAAGUCCCCGAGCGAUCCCGAGCGUGAUUUGGAACCGAGAUUGCCAAUUCAAGGCCAAAGAACUUUCUGUGAGGAAAAAAAUAAGAUCUUUAACUUCAAGAAUAGAAGUGGAGACAAACACUUAACGGAAGAGCGCACUGUCGAGAUUGCCGUUCUCCAGGAACUCGUAAACCAAGAGCCUCUCAUUGGCUUCGACGCAA